Molecule: messenger RNA, 1602 nt
Organism: Poeciliopsis prolifica (blackstripe livebearer)
Lineage: Eukaryota; Metazoa; Chordata; Actinopteri; Cyprinodontiformes; Poeciliidae
Gene: taf11
Product: TAF11 RNA polymerase II, TATA box binding protein (TBP)-associated factor
Exons: 6
Coding region: 258-872 (204 amino acids)
Biological process (GO): transcription initiation at RNA polymerase II promoter; RNA polymerase II preinitiation complex assembly
Cellular component (GO): transcription factor TFIID complex; nucleus
Molecular function (GO): protein heterodimerization activity; transcription coactivator activity
Source: RefSeq, a predicted model, not a curated record
CUGAAAAUAAAGCUAAGAGGAAGCGCAUUAGCAGGAGGUAGCUGAGAACUUGCACAAUCUUUCUACAGUUUGUUACUUUUAAUGCGGUCGUUAUUUCACAACUGAUUUAACAAAUUGAGUUUCUGUGCGUCAAAGCAGCGUUUUUCUUUAGUCAAGUGUUAGCAGCAUCAGCUAUCUAACGACACCGUGUGUUCGACAGCAAACGUGCAGACUGUUAGACCGUAAAGAGCAGCUGUGUUGGGAGAAUCUGAGGAGUCAUGGCGGACCCUGCACGGAUAAAAACAGAAGGUUCAUUUGAAAAAGAGGGCUUUAUCAACGAGGAGAACCCGAAGAACGAACAUGAGUCUGUUCCGGAGACUUCUGCAGAUGACAGCAAAGAACCGCCUACGCAGGAUCAUCUCAAAGAUUUGAAGACUGAAACUGAAGCAGUGGCAGCAGCAGACGAUGAGGAAGAGGGAACCUCCGGUCAGCCUUCCUCUAAGCGACUCAAAGUGGAGCCAGAAAAGAAAAAAGAGAAGCGCCACAAGGUCGACGAGGAUGAAAUACAGAAGAUGCAGGUUUUGGUGUCAUCGUUUUCUGAAGAGCAGCUCAAUCGCUAUGAGAUGUACAGACGUUCCGCUUUCCCAAAGGCUGCCAUUAAGAGGCUGAUCCAGUCCAUAACCGGGUCAUCAGUUUCCCAGAAUGUGGUUAUUGCCAUGUCUGGCAUCGCCAAAGUUUUCGUCGGGGAGAUUGUUGAGGAAGCUCUGGAUGUUUGUGAGAAGUGGGGAGACACGCCACCACUUCAGCCUAAACACCUGAGGGAAGCAGUUAGGAGGCUGAAGAGUCGAGAUCAGAUUCCCAACUCCAAAUACAAGCACAUCCUGUUUCACUGAGCCUCUCAAGCUGCGCGAUGAAUGAGGACAUUCGUGAUAUUUAAAACCGUUGUGGGAAAAUCUCUGAUUCAUCCAGAGGCUGCUCACAAUUAUUGAUGGAGCCCAGUGUCUGUAAGGGUACAUUGCUGGAAGGCUCUAUGUAUUAAUUUAAAUACUUAUUGAAACAUGUAAAUAUAAGUUUUAUAUCUUUUUCUUUUACUACUUUUUGGUUAAUAUGUGGGUGGUAAGUUCAACCGCCAACAAAUAUUUGCAGCCCCUGAACUUUUUCGCAUUGUCAUGUUACAAGCCAAACUGAAUUUGAGUAAUUUUUAGAAUUUUAUUAGUUUAUGAUAGAUUAACACUUAGGUGGUAAUUGUCAAUUAAAAAAAAAAUAUAUAUAUAUAUACAUAUAUAUAUAUUUAACAAAUUUGGAAGUGUGCAUACAUUUGUAGAAUGGAGUUUGAAUAAGUCUAUUCUUAAACAAGAAUAUGGUUUUAAUUAAACUAGGACCAUCAAACUCCAGUCGUCCUGUCUUAACAUUUUUAGAUGAGGCCUUAGUGCAAGUGUGCCCAUUGCAUGAUAGUGCCACCACCAUGUUUCACCGUGAGUUCAGGAUGAUGUACAGUGUUAAUUGUCCUCCAUGUUUUUGCUUAUGGUUUUAUUUUGGUUGCAACUUAAACUGCAUUUUGUAAAGUUGAAUUGAAACAUGCAGCAGAUACUGCAAGAAAAGACAAUAAAUUCACUUCAAAAA